AUGUCUGGAGUAUGGAGGAAGCUGUCGAGUGACUGUAGAGCUGCGCAGCCAUGGCGAACAAUCACUUCCCGCUCUUCAUCUUCCUCCUCAGCCAAUAUAUCGGCUGCCGUCGACUCCAUGUUGUUCCGCUCCCUCAAGGAGCACUACCUCGACGUCUCCAAGAUGAACCCUCCGCCGAAAGUGAGCCCUCCGUCGGGCUUCACAGUGCUGAAGGGGGCGCUGGAUGGGAGUAACGGCCCUGUGCUCAGUCGGAGUUACGGCGACGAAGAAAUCAGUGUAUCUGUUAUGAGGUUGUCCACCAUAGUGCCCGGAGGCGGCGGCGGCGAUGGAGAGGAAGAGGAUGAUAUCAAUCAGCUGUUUGUUCAUGUGGAUGUCUCCAAACCUGACCAGCACAAGUCUCUGAAUUUCCUCUGCGGACUGUAUCCUGAUGCCCUGGGUAUUCACUCUGUUUCGUUGAGGCCCAAGCUUGAAGCUUCUGGCUUUUUUGAGCUUCCAUCCACGUACAAUGGCCCGGUUUUCGGGGACCUGGAUCAGAAGAUGAGAGAUGCAUUCCACGACUACAUCGACGAGCGAGGGGUGAACGAAGAUCUAUUUGCUUUUCUUCAAGCCUGGUUGUAUGUGAAGGAUCACAGGAAUCUGCUGCGUUGGUUCAAGACAGUGGGUUCGCACAUUAAGGAAAAAUCGGUCACAGAAGAUAACAUAGGCGCUGGAAUUAGCAUGUAGCAGGUUUAGUUAAAAACAUAAAUGAGUGAGUGAGUGGUUGAUUUACUGAUGAGUACUACUCCCAGUUAGUAUCAUUUUGGAACUGCUCUUCUUGUAUACGACGGCAUUGAUUAUUACAGAAUGUUGUUUCGAUCAUAAAAUCACACGAAGCUGAAACUGAAACUGAAACAUAUCUGGCUUCAGAAGCCAGAGAAAUUGCAGUACAUGAACAUGACACUACAUAAACAGCUUAUUGCCACCCUGCCACCUAAUAACAUCAAUGGUGGUGGUGAUGGAACAACAAGAAGUGGGGCAUUUGUGGACUCCAAGCUGCUGCACCAAUCUCCAAGUUAGUCACAGUGGCUUGGACGUGCACCACGAGUCAGCGAGACCAAGCUUUUCUACGUCAUUUCCAAAUAAUUUCUAGUGUUUUUGUGCUUUAGCAAGGUGCAAACAGAAAACUGCUAAACUCCAGAGUUGGCGGUCUCCCAAGAUGCUAAUGCUACUGUCCCUGGUAAAGGGUUGCUGCUACUGCUGGUGAUGGUUUUCGGCCCGGAUGCAAUCAGACCCUUGUUUAUGUCACCUUUCGAUGAUAAGUCAGAGCUACCAACACAAAGUAAGCCUUUUUGUUGCAUCAGUCAGACAGUCACAUGAAAUCACCUGUACUUGACAACACACGAAAAUCUUCAGUGUUCAACAUUUUCAUCAAUUUCUUUAAAAGGCAGUUUACCAGUGCCAUUUGGUUCCGUGAUCUGGGAACUUGACCAUAAGGAUCAAAUGGUUUUUCUUCAUUGAAUUGCAAUUCCUUCAUCACUACGAGAUUGCAAUGCGUGGCCCUCCUGCUGGAACACCCCCAUCCUAGUUUGUUCAUUAGCUUCAACAUCAGUACGUCCCUCUCCAAGGAAGCCUCAUAAUUUCGAGAGUAGGGGUGCCUCUUCACAAAGGGGGAUCUCAGUGACCAGGCUUAGUGGCUUUUUACCUACACAAAUCCUCCAACUUGUCCACCUUG
Molecule: messenger RNA, 1711 nt
Organism: Linum tenue
Lineage: Eukaryota; Viridiplantae; Streptophyta; Magnoliopsida; Malpighiales; Linaceae
Source: the annotation of a GenBank genome assembly